This is a messenger RNA of Fimicolochytrium jonesii, 1740 nucleotides long. RefSeq lists its product as uncharacterized. The coding region runs from base 150 to 1361 and encodes 403 amino acids. NCBI's taxonomy places the organism in Eukaryota, Fungi, Chytridiomycota, Chytridiomycetes, Spizellomycetales, Powellomycetaceae. The transcript is spliced from 2 exons. The record is from RefSeq and is a predicted model, not a curated record.
CCCCCCCACCACAGCGCACAGAGUCCUCCUGCACCUUCACUGUUUCGUCGCUCGCUCUCACUCACUAUGCUCGGUUCAUAUUGUACGUAGGGUUCAGGUAAAACGAAACGCAGCGCCAUCCGCGACAGAAGAAACACCUCCCACUGAAUAUGGCCCAACGACAACCACCCCCGCCAACUACCCCCUCUUGGGCGAAGCCAGCGACGGCAACGUCUGUCUUUGCGAAUAACCCGUUUGUGCAGAGCGAUUUGAGGGCGCAGAGUGCGCAGAGUCAUGCUUCGACGGCCAGGGGUCCGAAUGUGUAUCAGACGACGGGCACAUCAUCGGUCUCCGCGCGCCCGAAGCCGGACCAGCCAACAGCAGUCUCCAACGUGAACCCGAACACUGGUUCGAACCCCCCCUCCAAACCAUCAAGGACCGUCCGCCCCAGCACCCCCCUAACGACCCCCACCCCGCCCUCCGAACCCCCCUCCCGCCCUUCCGCCCGGCCCCCUCCCCGCUCCGCCUCGCCCGCCCCACCACCAGCCGACAAACCCUUUUACGUUUCCUACCCCUUCUCCGAUUUCAAACCCCCAUCCCAGGUAGACCUCUCCCUCUCAACAGGCUGGUUCACCCACACCCCCCCAACCCUACCCCCAUCCCUCCACGGCCGCUCCGCCUACCACAGCUACCACUCCUCGCGCUCCCGAAAGGGCACCCAAACAACGAACGAAUUGAUCCUAGCCUUCCAAUGGAAACCCAACCUCGCAACCUCCCACUUCAAAAUCACAUGGAUAAACGACGAUAUAUCAACCGCAAAAGCCGAACAACGUCAUAAACCCCCACCCACCCCACCCACGCCUUUCCAACUCACCACAUUCGCAACCCAAUACGGUAACGCGGUCGCAACAUGGUGCGAGGCCCGCAUAGGCACCACAGUCGGCAACGGCGAAUGCUGGACGCUCGCCCACGACGCCCUGCGCGCGUGCAACGCCAUGCCUUCGUUAGGCUACACCCACGGCGCGUGCAUCCUCUCCGUGUCCACAACGUCCGAAUCCUCCACCCUCUCUGUAUCGGGGGAUAUGCGCCUGGUCGCCCGCGGGGAUAUUCUGCAGUUCACGGAAGCGGUGUUUAAGAGUCCGAAGGGGUAUACGGUGACGAUGGGGACGCCUGUGCAUACUGCUGUGGUCGUGAGGGUGUUACCACCGUCGAGUGGGGGUGGUGCGGGGUGUACGGUUGUAUGGGAGGUUGUAGAGCAGAAUACUGGGCUGGAGGUGGGUGUUGUGAGGUCGGUGGUGAGGAUGGAGGAGAUACGGAGCGGGGUUGUACUGGUGUACCGCGCUGUGGAUCCGAGUUGGGGGAAGGUUGAGGCAAAGUGGUGAGUUUGAGUGGGGACAAAUACUUUUUUGGGGGGCAAGGGUUUUUUUUUUGGAUGCGAGUUAUUCUUGGGGAUUGGCUGGUGAUGUAUGUACGUUUGUGGAGGGUGGAGGAAGUGCGCUGGGGUCUUUUUUUUUGUAGCUCUGUAUUUUUGGCCCUGUUGGUGCGUAGUGUCUCUGUGUAUCGUGCGAAUGGAUAGCUGUUGUGAAGCGUCUCGGUAAGCGCCUGUCCGCAGGUGAGGUCAGAAUGUAACCCCCGUGUCUUCACCCGGUGAUGUGCGAAAAUUGAUGAAAGAUUCCACCUCGCCGACCGUUGUGGGUUAUUGGCACAGGCCUGAGGAUGGAAACAAUGUCCGCGACAUAUGGAUCUUUUUGAGAGUGUUCG